GAUGGCCGGCGGCGGCAGCGGCGGAGGAGGGGGGCCUCGCGGAGCUGGGGGCGUCGAGCGUAACAGCGCCGGCACCACCGUUCAGUGCGGCCCCCACCAGUACCGCCUGGGCCUCUACGGCUGGCGAAGACGUUGCCUCUACGCCCUGGUGUUGCUCCUCCUCGUCAUGGUCAUCCUCAACCUGGCCCUCACGCUCUUCAUCCUCAGAGUCCUCGACUUUACUACGGAGGGUAUGGGAGGACUGCAGAUGGUGAGAGGCGGAAUGAUCGCUAGCGGGGACGUGCAUGUCAUGGACACCCUGGUGGCCGCCCGUAUCCUCUCCCGCCCACACACGCCCAUUCGUAUCCUGGCGGCCAGCAACUUCUCCAUCAGCGCUACUGACGCAGACGGCCGGGUCACCAACAGCAUCUUCAUGAACUCUGAGGCGAUGGAGUGCACGUCAGAUCGUCUGGUGAUCCGCGACAAGGAUGGAAGGCUUCUGUUCUCCGCCUCUCGUGAGGAGGUCCUUGUCGGAGCCAGGCAUCUCACUGUCACAGGUGAAGGUGGAGCGGUGUUCAGCGGUUCCGUGCAGACGGCGCACGUCUCAGCUCCAGUGAGGGAGAGCCUCCUGCUGGAGUCCCUCACGCGAAGUCUGGAGAUCACGGCGCCUCAGGGAGUGGCGCUGGAGUCCCGCGCCGGCACCAUUUCGGCUCAUUGCCUUCACGACUUCACACUCCAGUCUACCGGUGGUGUGAUUAAGUUCGACACUCCCAACAUUUUCGUCCGAGGACUUCGGACGUCCACUAUUCAGACGAGUGACCCCACCCGAGCCCGGCCUGAUGUCUACCAGGUGUGUGUAUGCAGCAGCGGCCGGCUGUUCCUGGCGGCUCCAGGAGGAGUGUGCGCCGCUGAUCAAGAUUUCUGCAAGUAGCCUUAUAAAUACCAAGGUCCCCACACCGUCUGUCUGUCGAUAGUUGGCCCCCGGCUUGAGUCCCUUGUGAGAGCCCAUCCAUCUGCCUGGAGGGGCCUUUAUUCACGCCCCUUCUCCCCCUGGAAGGUCGUCGCGAAUACCGCCUUAGGAGACUCUGAACUUCUCCGAAAGCCCGUGUCUUCGGUGAGACCGCCAGGAUCUGCCUCGAGUGGCUGAAACGCUCACCGGGACUCCUCGAGGAGAUUGCGAUCAACGAUGCAAUUGAAAGCGAUCAUAAUAGCUCACCAGGACACCUAUCGUGACUGUGAUCUCAGUGCUAACGAAACUUUACCCCUUGUAUAUAAUCCGAGACUUGUGCUAACGAAGUAAGAUGCGUGGAAUCAGCAACGAAAUAAAUGAUGAAAAGGCUAAAAGAAAGGCUAACAGAAAAACGAAAAGCGGUGUGUGUGUAGUGCUGUUUGGAAUCCCUGGCUCACCCUGGGAUUAUCUUCUACUGUCAGGUUGGAUCUGAAGGCUGUGAGGCUCAGCUUGUGUCGGUGAAGCCUCUUUGUUGUUGCUGCCUCGGGCUCCCCUGGCCUCGCCUGCUGCUGUUACUGCUCCUGCUGCUGUUACUGCUUCUGCUGCCGACUAGUGGAGCUAGCUGUAGAUAAGGAGCAGAGGCAGCAGUGGCAGUAGAAGCAGCAGAGGCAGCAGGAAGAACAGAGACAGCAGAAACAACAGAGGCAACAGAGUCCUGCUGGUCGUUGCCCCUCAAUCUAAUUGUGAAAUGAGUAGAGAAAACGAGAGCUGUUGAGUCCAUGAAGAAAACUGAGAUUGGGCUGACUGACAGACACACACACACACACACAACAUUUCAGAACCGAAAAAGAAUUGUGAAGUGUAGAGCAGGACAAGAAAGAAGGCAACAUGCA
Molecule: messenger RNA, 1821 nt
Organism: Procambarus clarkii (red swamp crayfish)
Lineage: Eukaryota; Metazoa; Arthropoda; Malacostraca; Decapoda; Cambaridae
Product: delta-sarcoglycan
Biological process (GO): heart contraction
Cellular component (GO): membrane; sarcoglycan complex
Source: RefSeq, a predicted model, not a curated record